AUGGCCGACACACCCGUCACCAUUCGAACGCGCAAGUUCAUCACCAACAGACUCCUCUCGCGCAAGCAGAUGGUCGUUGAUGUCCUCCACCCCAACCGACCAAACGUCUCCAAGGACGACCUCCGCGCGAAACUGGCCGAAGUGUACAAGUCGAACAAGGACCAGAUCAACGUUUUCGGCAUGCGGACGCAGUACGGUGGCGGCAAGUCCACUGGCUUUGCCCUGAUCUACGACUCGGUCGAGGCCAUGAAGAAGUUCGAACCCUACUACAGACUCGUCCGUGUCGGCCACGCCACCAAGAUCGAAAAGGCCAGCAGACAACAGCGGAAACAGCGCAAGAACCGAGGCAAGGAGGUCCGGGGCACGGCCAAGACGAAGGGUGCCAAGAAGGAUAAGAAAUAA
Messenger RNA from Exophiala spinifera, 402 nucleotides. Its product is annotated as 40S ribosomal protein S24-B. The coding region runs from base 1 to 402 and encodes 133 amino acids. Gene Ontology annotation, biological process: translation. Gene Ontology annotation, cellular component: ribosome. Gene Ontology annotation, molecular function: structural constituent of ribosome. The record is from RefSeq and is a predicted model, not a curated record. Lineage: Eukaryota; Fungi; Ascomycota; Eurotiomycetes; Chaetothyriales; Herpotrichiellaceae. The transcript has 2 exons.